Messenger RNA from Tupaia belangeri chinensis (Chinese tree shrew), 1177 nucleotides. RefSeq names its product exosome component 3 (gene EXOSC3). The coding region runs from base 204 to 1025 and encodes 273 amino acids. The record is from RefSeq and is a predicted model, not a curated record. Gene Ontology annotation, biological process: TRAMP-dependent tRNA surveillance pathway; exonucleolytic trimming to generate mature 3'-end of 5.8S rRNA from tricistronic rRNA transcript (SSU-rRNA, 5.8S rRNA, LSU-rRNA); nuclear polyadenylation-dependent rRNA catabolic process. Gene Ontology annotation, cellular component: cytoplasmic exosome (RNase complex); nuclear exosome (RNase complex). The transcript has 4 exons. Gene Ontology annotation, molecular function: RNA binding. NCBI's taxonomy places the organism in Eukaryota, Metazoa, Chordata, Mammalia, Scandentia, Tupaiidae.
AUUUCUCGUGCAAGACAGGUAGAUGGCUGCGCACACAGCCCUUUGGGCGGAGAACCUAAGAGUGAACAGUCACAAAGCUUCUCAGACUCAGGUCCUAGAACCGCGGACCACUUUCGCCGGAAAGCCCUAAGUACGCCAGCUAUUGGACGCAGAGUCGGAAGCGGAAGCCGCACACCGGAAACGGUGCUUUUUUAGUCCCCGCGAUGGCUGAAGCCGUACCUGUUGCGGCGGAAUCUUUCGCGGGCUGCAGGGCGCGUGCGGCGCGCACAGUGCUAGGUCAGGUGGUGCUCCCAGGUGAUGAAUUGCUGCUACCAGAACAGGAGGACCCAGAAGGCCCCGGUGGUGCAGGGGAGCGACCAUUGCGCUUGAAUCCCGGGACGCGCACGCGGGUGCGCGUAGUGUGUGGCCCAGGCCUGCGGCGCUGCGGGAACCGCCUGCUGGUCACCAAGUGCGGCCGUCUUCGACAUAAAGAAUCCGGCAGCGGAGGUGGCGUUUACUGGGUAGACUCGCAGCAAAAGCGGUAUGUUCCAGUAAAAGGAGACCACGUGAUUGGUAUAGUGACAGCUAAAUCUGGAGAUAUAUUCAAAGUUGAUGUUGGAGGGAGUGAGCCAGCUUCUUUGUCCUACUUGGCAUUUGAAGGUGCAACUAAAAGAAACAGACCAAAUGUGCAGGUUGGAGAUCUCAUCUAUGGCCAGUUUGUGGUUGCUAAUAAAGAUAUGGAACCAGAGAUGGUCUGUAUUGACAGCUGCGGACGGGCCAAUGGAAUGGGUGUGAUUGGACAGGAUGGUCUGCUUUUUAAAGUGACUUUGGGCUUAAUUAGAAAACUAUUAGCCCCAGACUGUGAAAUCAUACAAGAAGUGGGAAAACUCUAUCCGCUGGAGAUAGUAUUUGGAAUGAAUGGAAGAAUUUGGGUAAAGGCAAAAACCAUACAGCAGACUUUAAUUUUGGCAAACAUUUUAGAAGCUUGUGAACACAUGACAACAGAUCAAAGAAAACAAAUCUUCUCCAGAUUGGCAGAAACUUGAUUUAAGUGGACUUUUAAUGGGCCAGCUGAGCCAAAAGACUGUGGGUGUCCUGGGGCAAACUCAGGUCAACCUCUCCCUAUUAAAUCUUAAGACAAGAUGUGAAUGUAUGUGUUGUCUUUUGAAAGUCCUAAUAAAAUAUUUUUAUAAGAACA